CCACCCCUAGCCUUGAUCUCUCUCUCUCUCCCUCUUGUUGUCCUCCAUAGCUCGUACUUGCUCGUGAACUAUUCUUCGGCUAAUUUCAAGCUCGAAUCUUUAUUCCUCAGCUCCGUCUCAUCCAGGUUCUUCUCUCGCCAGAUUUCCAUCAGUUCGUGCUUUGGAGUUUAAGGAAAGAUAUUUCCGAUGUCUCCACCCAUAGCGGAAGUGGAGGAGGAACUUCAGAGCAAUGUCUCUGUGGCGAGUUCAUCGCCUAUUAGCGAAUGCUUGUCGAGGAACACAUCUGGUCUGAAGGAGCAUAACUACUUGGGCCUGUCUGAUUGCUCUUCUACCCUCCCUGACCUGUCGGAAGAUGACAAGAGUGGCAUCAGUCUCAAAGCUACUGAAUUGAGGCUUGGGCUCCCUGGAUCACAAUCCCCUGAGAGAGACACGGAUCUCAAUGAGAAGCCAUUCUUCCCAUUGGUUCCUUCCAAGGAUGGAAUAUGCUCAGGAAACAAAAGAGGCUUCUCUGACACAGUGGAAGCUUCUGCAUAUAUCGAGAAAAACUGGAUCUUUAAUGGAUCUGGAUCGACCCAACCUGCAACUAAGAAAGAGGUGCCGAAAGGACAGUCAAGCACCACAAACAACAGCUCUAGUCCACCUGCAUCUAAGGCACAGAUUGUUGGUUGGCCUCCUAUUAGAUCCUACAGGAAAAACACGUUGGCCACCACUUCCAAGAACAAUGAUGAAGUUGAUGGGAAGCCAGGUUCUGCUGCCCUCUUCGUGAAGGUCAGCAUGGACGGUGCUCCAUAUCUGAGAAAGGUAGACCUUACAAGUUACACUAGCUACCGGGAGCUCUCUUCUGCUCUUGAAAAACUGUUCACCACUUUCACUCUUGGUCAAUGUGGAUCCCAUGGAGCUCCGGGGAAGGAUAUGGUUGGGAGGACCGAGCUCAAGGAUCUUCUGAAUGGAAAGGAUUAUGUGCUUACAUAUGAGGAUAAGGAUGGGGACUGGAUGCUUGUUGGAGAUGUUCCUUGGGAGAUGUUUAUUGAUGCAUGCAAGAGGCUGAAGAUCAUGAAGAGCUCUGAUGCCAUUGGAUUAGCCGCUGCUCCGAGAGCAAUGGAGAAAUCCAAGAUUAGGGCUUAAACCUUAAUGUGCUUGGAGAAGGUCCAGAUUAUCACAAACCAAUCAAUGGUUCUUUAAGGUUUUUGCAUCUCUCUCUAUAUAUAUAUAUUUGAAGUAUAUGCUCGUUUUGGAAAAAGAAAACUCUGCUGUAAUGUUUCAUUAUGUGGAAAGGGAAUUUAGUCGUUUUGUCGUCGGACCCACCAUGGUCAUUAAGACAGUGUAUCGUUUCCAUUUAUGGGAUGUUGUCAAGUUUCCUCGUACUCUUGUUUCA
Messenger RNA from Tarenaya hassleriana, 1375 nucleotides. Its product is annotated as auxin-responsive protein IAA9-like. Gene Ontology annotation, biological process: regulation of DNA-templated transcription. Gene Ontology annotation, molecular function: protein binding. Bases 187 to 1125 code for a protein of 312 amino acids. Lineage: Eukaryota; Viridiplantae; Streptophyta; Magnoliopsida; Brassicales; Cleomaceae. The transcript is spliced from 6 exons. The record is from RefSeq and is a predicted model, not a curated record. Gene Ontology annotation, cellular component: nucleus.